AUGCACUCGCAGAUCGCAGCCUUCAGCGCCAGGCAUUUCUACGACGGCCGGCUGACCACUGGCGUCGGCGACGCCGAGCGCCCCCCUCCGCUGGGCUUCCUUUGGCCUCAGCCCUGCGCCGGCGUCGCCUUCGUCGACGUCUGCGGGCCCGAAGCGGAGGACGCGGAAUCCAAGACCAACAGCGCGGAGGUGCUGAAGGUCGAGGAGGUGCUGGCCGGCAUCCUGGAGGCCAAGGAGCUGGGCGUCCUCGACGUCGGCGUCGUGUCGCCCUACGCGGCGCAGGUGCGCAUGCUCAGGGAGCGGCUGCGCGGCGCCGAGUGGCGCUCGCGCCUCCAGCGCGCGGGCGUCGACCCCACGGGCGGCCUCACCGGGCGACGCGCCCAGGGCGCGCUGGAGAUCGCCUCCGUCGACGCAUUCCAGGGCCGCGAGAAGGAGCUGAUCGUCUUCAGCGCGGUCCGGAGCAACGACCGGGGCAGCGUGGGCUUCCUAUCGGAUUGGCGGCGCCUCAACGUGAUGCUCACCCGCGCCAGGAGGGGCCUCAUCGUCAUAGGCGACGAAAGGACGCUGCGGCGCGACGCCGCGUGGAGAUGCUGGCUUGCCUGGGCCCAAGAGGGCGGUUUCUUCCAUGGGGCCUCGGCCACCGAGCGCUGUGCCAGCCAAUAA
Prorocentrum cordatum is the source of this 663-nucleotide messenger RNA. NCBI's taxonomy places the organism in Eukaryota, Dinophyceae, Prorocentrales, Prorocentraceae. The record is from the annotation of a GenBank genome assembly.